Messenger RNA from Cherax quadricarinatus, 4254 nucleotides. NCBI's taxonomy places the organism in Eukaryota, Metazoa, Arthropoda, Malacostraca, Decapoda, Parastacidae. The record is from RefSeq and is a predicted model, not a curated record.
GAUCUGCAUGAUUCUACCUCAGUUGUGUCAACACUGUUGGAAUACUCCAACGUCAGCUUCUGAUUAGCAUAUCAAGAACGUCAGCGGUGCCUUCUCCUGGACAGUACUCCCAGACUAAAACAUUAAUACCAUAACUGUAUUGUCUCAGCAGUGUGUCAGAGUGGUCAACCGUAACCCCAGACUAAGAUGAUCACAACGCUACUGUCUCAGCAUUAUGUCAGGACUAACAGUAAUUAUUAUUUGUUCCGUCAGUUAUAUGUACACAAUUGUAUGUAAAGCAGAAUAAUUGUCACCUGUUGAGACAAAUAUUUUAGAGUUUCAUAUGUUAUGAGGAUAUAUGGUGGUGGUGGGUGUUAGAUCUGUGAUGCAAGAUGUAUUCUACAAGUGAUAAAAUUGUCUCUGUUGCUGGACUUGGUCGUACAUUCCGGCUUGGGAUGUUAUAUGACUGUACAAAAGAUGAAAUAAUCCCUGGAAAAACUCUCUGGGACAGAUCAACACUAAAAGAAAUAGAUGUUCUUUCAAAUGAAUCCUCUGAUUUCAGACUAAUUAUUAGCGACUCUAUGGAAGAGAAAGUCUCAGCUCUUGAUGUGAAUAGUAGUCUGAAGCUGAGUUUGGUCUCGGGUAUGGUAGAAGUGUCUAGGUCUGGGAAAUACCUAGAAAAUAAAAAAUAUUCUGACAAGCAAGAGAGAAUCACCGUGCAUUACAAGUGUACAACCAGGUCGGAGUAUAUGACGAUGGAUCAACUUGGUCCAGGAAAAGUGCAGUACCCUGAUAUAAUUGAUGAAGAAACUGCAACACAUGUAGUCACUGAAAUACUUUAUGGAGCACAUGCAUUCUUUGUUUUUGAGAGGGAUUGUUGCUCCUCUUCACAUGAUAAAGAGACUCUUGGAGCUAUGCAAGUUAUGCUGAACAAAAUACCAAAUAUGUCUGUUGUCAUUAACGACCAAUUGAAUCUAUCCAACAAUGAAAAGAAAAUAGUAGAGAAUUAUAAAUGUACAUUUAUUGGAGAUUUUCUUCUUCCACAAAAUCCUUGUUCCUAUGAAGAUGUUGUUCGGGUUUACAAACACUUACCGACAUUCUUAGGAGAUAACAGACAAAAUGCUGUACCAAUCAAAGUUACACUGUAUCCUCUAACACGUUUGGGUAGCAAAGGCAGCAGAUUAGUUCGUAAUAUUAGUACAAACUUGACCAGUGAGAUAGAAAAAGUCUUUGAAAAUUUCCAAGAGUUGAAUGUAAGGUGUAAUGAUAUAUUUAAUUCUUAUGUUGCUGAGAAAAUGAAAACUCUCCAAAGUGAAAUAUCUAAAUUUAAAACCCUUAUUAAUAUUUACAAGUGUGAACUUCAGAGUAAACUGUCAGUGUUGCUGCCUCGUAUCAAAGGAGGUCGGGAAGAGGAAUACCUUCUGGAGGAUCUUCUAAGGAAGAAAGAAGCAUCUCCAUUCAGUUACAAGAAGCUUAACAGUUGGCUUCAAGAUAAAGAAGAUCACGUUAAAACUCUCAAUAAAUAUAUAGACACACUGUCAGAGAUCAAAUUUGCCUCAGACCAUGGCGAAUUAAAGUCAUUUAUCAUGAAUCCUGAGAAUAAUUGUAACUACAUUCUAUGCUUGAGAAUUAUUCUGCCAAAAAACAACUCUUAUCUUUCAAAAAUGGAGAAGUAUAAUAGAAAUGAAUAUUAUACUACAAAUGACUAUGUAGCAAUUGAAAGGAACCUUGAAGACAACACCUUGUCCAGUAAAGACGAGGAUAAUCAAAUAUCCAUGAUGGAAGGAGCCAUAAUAUUUAGAGAUUUCUUUAACUUUAAUAAAAAAGUUAACGAGACUGCUUUUGUAGUGUCAAUGGGCUUUUCUGAUACAUUAAACUGUCAAGCUAAUAUAGAGUGUUACAGGCUUGGCCGUCUCUUAUACAAGAAUUAUAUACUUCCCUCAGCACCUGGCAUGCCUCAAGCUGACCUUCAACAAAGUACUCAUAAUAGGAUUACCAUUACCUGGACACCACCAAAAUUUGGAGCAUCAACUGUUCAAGAAUACGAAAUAAUUCUUCAGAAAAUGAGUACAGGCGAUAACCCUGUGAGCUUUAAAACGAGUUCAGACAUUCUCAGCUUCACUGUCACAGAGCUUGAUGUCAACAGUUGUUACAAGGUGAAUGUACGAAGUUUGUGUGAGGCUGGAGUGGGACCUACCAGUGAGACCAACACUGUCUCCACUAGACCAACCAGUCCUCCAGGAAUGCCUCAGGUGUGGCAAAUUUCAUCAACAACUAUAAAAAUUGAAUGGUCAAAACCAUUGUUUAUGGGUUCGGAUUGUAGCAUACAACAUUAUAUACUGAAGCAGCAGAAAGAAGAGACGGAUAUUUGGACUACAAUAGCAACCGUAAAGGCAGAUCAACUCACGUACGUAACAAACAUUACAUCAAAUUUCGAAUCUAAGUUCAAGGUAGCUGCAGACUGUGGUGCAGCAGGAUUCAGUGAGGACAGUAAUUGUAGUUCUUUAAAAACUCAUGAUGCCAUACAGUUUGACUCCAGUAAAAUGUUGAAAGAAAAUUUUUGUUCAACAUCAAAUCUUAAGCUUGAAGGAACUCCUUCUAUCUACACCCUUAAAUCAAGGUUAGUUUUCUGUAAUGAUAAUGAUGAUAUAAGGAAGUAUGAUGUAGGAACACCAAAGGAAAAUUCUCGGGAAAAAGUAAUAUUACUAAUAGGGGCAAGAGACUCGGGUAAGACAACUGUGAUCAAUGGUCUCGUCAACUACAUCUUUGGUGUUAAAUGGAACGAUAAUUUUCGCUUCCAAUUAAUACCUGAAGACAUUCACAACAGCCAGACCCAGGAUCGGACUCAACAUAUUACUUGUUACACCAUUCAUCACCAAGAAGGUUUCAACUACCCACACACACUGACUAUCAUUGAUAUUGCAUUAUGGGAUGAAGACUCAUAUGUCAGAAUGUGGAAUGUGUUUUGGCAGCAUGCAAAAGAACAUAUAACUAAAACAACAAAGAUUGUUCAGCAUGUUGAUGCUGCAGUCUUUGUAGUUAACUCAUCGCUGACUCAGCUUCCUCUGUCACAUAUAUAUUUUUCGAGCAGAAUUCUCUCCAUGUGUGAAAAGGAUAUUCAUAAAGUUUUUCUAUUGCUCACUUCUGUUAAUGGACAACAACCACAAGUUCUCAGUGCAGUAGAAAAAGCUAAAUUCCCACACAAAAUUCUCUUUAAGUUCAACAACUCUGCUUUAUAUACUAAAAACAAUGAAGAUGUUAGAAGCACUGCUGAAGAAGAACAAGAAAACCUUAGUUAUGGUAAAAUGUUUUGGCAUAUGGCAGAAAAGAAUUAUAAGGCAUUUUUGAAGCAGGUUCAUGAUUCUGAGAGCAGAAGUCCACUUGGGGAUUAUUUACUAAACUACAUUGAACAGAUUUUGUCAAUCGUAUAUUGAUCUAGAGAAUCUUGAUAUGAAGCAUUUAUGAUAAAGAAAAUUUACAAAUAGAAGUAUUUGAUUCAGAAGAUUAUGAUGUAAAAGUUUUAAGAUACAUAGAAUUAUUAUGCACUUUUUACAUGCAUAUGCUUUUGUAAUUUUGUCAUGGAUCUAAUUUUUCAGAAUUUUGUAACUCUUGUAUUACGUAUGUACAUUGUUUUCUUGUGUAUUAUGCACGUGAUUUAUUGAGUAUUUUAUAGUAACAAUAUUAUUGGUUUUAUCAUAUAAUAGCGGAGAUAAUGGUAUUGUACUGUGUGUAAAUUCAGAUACUUCAUACUUACUACAUUAUAACAAUAAUAAUAACAAAUUAUUAUUGUUAUUAUUAUUAUUAUAUGCCAUUCAUCUGAAGCAAUAUUAAAUCAAUUUAAACUGACCAUAGCAGAAUUUAGUUAAAUAUAAUUACGCUAUUUUUAGUAAGGCUUGGUGAGGUUUUUAAGUUAGUUCUCAUCCAAAAACGAAAUAUUUUAUAUCACUGUCAUUUCAUUCAUUCAUUAGAGGUUUGCCGGUACUUCCGGCCCGGGUCUUCUCCAUAUGGUGACCCGGCUGUGGCCCCCGGUUGGGGGUGUCGUCAUCUUCUUCUUUCUUCUGUCUUCUUUCUUGGGCCCUCCGGCUGGAGGGAAGAUAUAUCACUGUCAAUGAAAGAAAUGUAUCUAUCAAGCUUUUAGAAUUUUGGGGGAAAACCCCAUUUUUUUUCAAGGAGUUCGGCAAGUUAGGUUUAUCAGGCAAACUUCUCUGGCCUCUCCUUUCUAUUUCUCUGAAAGUAAUGAAAGAACAUGAAAGUGUUUAAGUAUUCUUUUCUAUU